Anopheles coustani is the source of this 6491-nucleotide messenger RNA. RefSeq lists its product as uncharacterized. The transcript has 7 exons. The coding region runs from base 1016 to 4918 and encodes 1300 amino acids. The record is from RefSeq and is a predicted model, not a curated record. Lineage: Eukaryota; Metazoa; Arthropoda; Insecta; Diptera; Culicidae. Gene Ontology annotation, cellular component: plasma membrane; cytoplasm.
CGGUCGCGUUAUUCCUUCGCUUUUUUCCCGUCCGCGCUCCGUGCGCUCGGACGUGCGUCGUGUUCGCGUUUUGUGUUCUUCGCUUCUUGGUGGUUCUUUUCUUCGGUAAAGCCUGGUGUCGCCAUUCUCCUUCCUCCAAACCCCACACACAAGCGACCAACGCGAUUGCAAAAAAGGUGAAAGAGCCGUACGCCAGCGCCGUGUAAAACGGCAACCUUUCCGUGUCCUCUGGGCGGGCGCUACCAGGUACGCGAAGUGGUGUCGCAAUUUGUCUCCAGUCCGUCCAAACGCCAACAAUUGCCAUUUUUAACCAGCAAGUGUUGUAGGAGAAAGGUGUUCAAACUCUUCGCCCUCCCCCUCCCGUCGAGCGGGUGGAUAAAACGCACAACAGUACCAGAGCAGUGCCAAACAAAGCAACCUCUCUAGGGUUGCCAUUGCGACAGCAUCGCAAACGGCGCACCAAAGGUAGCCCGGUCGUAAAUGGCAGGCUUAAAAAUUCGUAUCCAUUUUAGAGGUCGCCUCGCCUGAAGCUGUGCGUCUCGCUUGCAGACGUAGCGCUGACAUUUGCCAGUGGUAAACAUCGGAAUGCGAAGCACCAGAAUCCACCCGACGGUCCAGCAGAUGUCAAUUAUCUUCCGUGGUUCAUCGCUUCCGCGAGUGGCGUUAGUGGAACACCCCCGGGUCGGUGGUACGAAAGGAUGAAUUCAGGCCAUCUCGGUGGUCAACGAGAAGGCAUUGAAUACGCCAAAUAGUAGUGGCAAUAUUUACCGCAGAGGAAAAGCAACAUCUAGCGUUUUAAGAAGGUCGUGUUCGAAUACAUUCCCCACGGGAAAGUGUUGCAAAGGGAACCCCACCAGGUGGCCAGUGCGGUGCAAUGAUAUGUGAUACCGAUUCCGGUCAGUGGAUGUAUAGUGUCGUGAAUCGCCUGUGCGUCGUCUGCAGUAUCGGUGGUGAUAAGCGGUGAUCGUGCGCGUCGUGGGUGUGCGAUUCGAGGGGUGAGGUGUUUAGCCCCGAAAUGGAACCGGGUCCCCCGGGAAGUACUUCCACCGCCCCCGUCGGAGCGGGCGGUAGUGGCAGUGGAGGUGUAGUUGGAGCACUUAGUGGCGGCAGUGGUGCUGGAGGCCCUAUAGUUGGUGGGGUAGGUGGGACAGGUGCGGGUGUAGUAACGCGACCACCGAUUACGGCAUUGUUUCGCGAAAUACACAAAAAUACCUGGCUUCGGCGACUGAGCGGCGAUAGUAGGCGACCGUCCGUCUUGAACAAGAAACCGGACCGGUAUUGGGUGGUGUUUUGCGUCCACGACGACUGCGAGGCGCUGCUGGAAGGCUACAGUGACCCGCGGCAGGCGCCCUCGCACGCCCCCGAGUGGUCCCUGUCGCUGCAAACGGUGCAGCAUAUCUCGCACGCGCUGGUGUCGGUGGAGCAGGAGUUCGAAUUUGUGAUAACGCUCGGCAGCGAGGUGGCCCGCUUCAAUGCCAACACCUGGGAGUGCAUGCAGGAGUGGGUGGAGUGUCUGCGGGCGAAGCUGCGCGAGAUGAAGCUGCUGUCGCCGAAGGAGAACCUCUACUCGCGCCUACCGGAAGCGCGACCGCCGCUGGCGCCGACGCGCGACCCGACCUCCCCGCUCCCGGCCACCCCGCCCGUCCCGGCCGCCCUCGUGCCGGGCAUCGAGCGGGUUCAGCAUCACCAUAUCAACCAGACGGCGGCAGCGGGCCCGUCCGGUCAUAGUUCCUUGGGCCCGGUCGGAUUGGCUUCCAGUUCGGUCGCGCCACAAACCGCCUCACUGCCGCCCCUGCUGGCGAACAACGGUAGCGCCUCCAACACUGGUACCACCAGCUCAACAUCAUCUUCAUCGUCCUCCUCAUCAUCAUCGUCUUCGUCAUCGUCGUCAUCGUCGUCAUCAUCGUCGUCAUCAGGCAGCUACUCAUCGACGCUCACGUCCAUAUCGUCCUGCGUCAAUGGCGGUCCGCCCGCCAUGUCCAACACCUCCACGCAGAAUCUCAUGAACCUCCUGUCGAACCCACUGCAGGCGGUCAGCAGUAUUAGCGCCCAGAGCAAAAGCGGACCAGCACCACAGCCGCCGGAUAACGUGUCGCUCGUGUCCUGCUCCUCCUCCGGAUCUUCCUCGGCGGCCUCCGAGGCAGCAGGAGGCGGGCUCGAGGAGCUGUCCGAGGAUCUGCACAAGCGCAUCAUCAACCCGAACACCGUCGCAACGCCGAGCUCAUUGAAUUUACCGAAACCGCAAAAAAUAAUCACCCGGGAAAAUGGACAUGCCCACAGUGCGUCGUCACUGAGCGGCACUGCGGUCAACGCCACCCAUCCUCAUCAUCAUCCGGUGGUGACGUUGGCUUCCGGAUCGUCCCCGCCCGUCACCUCCUCCCUGGCGACCACCUUCGUGAACAACGUGCUGGCGGAUCCGUCCGGAACGGCCGGUGCGUCGGUGAAGCGGUCCGGAGCUGCCGCCGAUAAGCUGCUGCUUGACGUCCGAGGUGGCCCCUGUGACCGAACCGGCGGUGGUGACGAUGACGAUGGAAACGAGCGCGAUGCGAAGAAAGACGCCGCCGAUGUUGGUCGCCGAAAAGCGGAGAACAACGGGGACGGCGUCGCUGAGGCACGGCCAACGCCCGUCCAGCGGCAGCAUCUGCAGCACGCGUCGGAAAACGCCCAAACCGGAGUGGCCAGCAAUGGCUACGGUGGCGAAUGCACGUCAUCGGCGGCGACCACUACAUCAUUGGCCGAUGCCAUUGGAGGAAUGCAAUCGACACCGAAAGCGGCCGCCGCCUCGUGCAGUGGCAUCCUGCCGGUAGGAUCAUCUUCAGCGAACGGGGCAAGAGCGGAAGCGAAACGUACGCGACGAAAAAUCUCCCCUUUGGCCAUGCAAUCCCUCUCGCCGUCGACGUCGAACGAGGAACCGCCAUCGAACGUCACCAUCAUUCAAGUUUCGAACAGCAGCGUCACGACGACCCCCUCGCCGACUGUGACGACCUCCCCGAAGCCGGUGUCUCGGUUCAUCUUCACGAAGGCCAAACCGAUGACAAUGACGACCCCGGCCGUCAUCGUAAAGGACAGUGGAACCGGCAGCAACGGCGACAGUCUUGCGUCCGAUCAUAACUACCGUAGCAAUGUGCAAAUCAUUCCGUCCAAUGUCGAGUACGAGCGGCAGCAGCCCGUCGCCAGUACGGAGGAUCAUCAUCUGAUGCAACCAUCGAUCAUCGCUUCGAUCAAUGAGCAGCAGAUCACCACCGUUACGGUGCCGAACGUGUCCAAAUCCGUACCGAUGCCGGCGGUGAAGGCAGCAGCGGCACCACCACCAUCCCUUAAGGCACCGGUCACAAGUGUCGCCGCGACGGUCCAGGUGGCCGUCGCCACUUCGUCGACUCCGAUCAAGGGACCGGAAAACAAUUUCGGCACGGUAACACAGAUCGCCGUAAAUUCCAGCCCUAACCAGCAGCAUUACGAGCAGGUUUUUCUCUCAACGACCCUCACGCCCCCAUCCGUCCAGGUGACGACGUCGUUGGGAGGUGGACGUGGUAUCGAUGGAGCGACGGACCAGCUAGUAUCAGUGACUCCGGUCGGCGUGAAACCGGCGGCAGGCAAUAGGAGCAGCAAGGUGUUGCUCCUGAGCAAGCAGCCACGUUCGUCUAGUCAUUCCGAGAUCGCUCUACCCGGUCGGGCGCCAACCAAAGGUGGUAGUGAUAAGGAGAACCAUGUCCAGCAUCACCCUAGCAGCACGGCGUCGACAUCGAAGCAGCUGGGCGGUGUACAACCUUCGGCCAGCAGUCCCGCCGUGCCAUUGCAUCUAACUGGCGGGAGUCCUUCGAAACGGCCCGCGGUCGAUCGGAACAUCUACACACCGCAUCCGCAGAGGGCGCCUCUUUUGCAGCGCGGAUUAACCGAGCUAGUGCUAAGCACGCGCGCAUCCCCGUCGGCCACGGCAGGCCCGGAACACCCGGCACUGAACGGAGGGCGCAGUCGACGUCCGCCAGUGGAGAGCAAAAUGAUCCGCAAUGAACCGCUCCCGCCGGAACAACGGCGUCGCAGUUCCUCAACGUCGGACGCGCGACAAGAGCACCCAGCGAGGACCAAUGGAACACAGCCGGGAGUGCCCACAGCUGGUGGUGGUGGUGUGGUUGGACGCUUGCAAUCCCCUCCCCAACCGUUUCGACCCCAUCACCAGCUGAUAAACGUCCCCGAGGGCCAGAUGGCGAACGGUGGCGUUGGCGUUGGGAUGACACCCGCCCAAAUCGGUGGAGGUGGCCCAAAUCGUAAGCUAACGCUCCGGGAGCAGCAGGUGUUCCAGUUACGCCGUGAAAUGAUGCACCCGGGUGGCGUUCGGCUUCAGUUGCGCCGCAAGGACUGCAUCAACUCGAUCGGGCUGGUCGAUGCGUUCGGAGCGGUUUGGGUGGCCGGCUGGAAGCAGAAGGAGCAUCCCGUUCUCUACAACGCAUUACACAUUGGCGAUCAGCUGAUCAGUGUAGCCGGUGUAGCGAUCGCUUCGUCCGCCGAUGCCCACAAGACGAUACGAGCCGCACCGGGGUUGUUUGUCGAGCUUAUUAUCCGCCGGGUCCCGUUCGGCCGGGUAUACGCCAUUCGUCGGGAAAUGGAUGGGCAGUGUCUGGGGUUGAUUCGCGAUGGCAACACCGCUACCAUUGUGGACGUUGUGCCAAACAGUCUCGCCGCCCGACACGGACUACCGCCGAAGGCAAAAUCAUGUGAUGGAUUGUCGCUGACGUUCUGGGUACUGACGGAAAUUAACGGUCGUCCGUUGAAUCUUUUCUUCAAGGAGCACGAAAUACGCGACCGGUUGAAUGCGGUCGGACGAGAAAUUUCGAUACUGGUCCAACCAGCAGAUUUGGUGACGAAGCUGAAAAAACAGUUGAAAUCACUACGCGGCCACAAGGAUUUUAUUGUGCAAUAGGGAAACUAGAGGGAACAGCAGCAACAAGCUGCAGCCGCCACGCUUGGUAGACACAGGGAGCGCAAGCAAAUAGAACGUACAGGAAUCUUACUUUGUACGACAAUAGUACUUGCACGGAAGAAUUUGCUACGAGAGAUGGUAAAUUAAAGGAUUAUCAAGGCGACCACUUAAGCGAUCAUCGCUGUUUUAAGGACGUUGGGACCCAAGGUUUAAGCGAUCGCCGGUUCAAUGGGAAUCCAUGUUUUAGCCAACCAACUGAGUGCUGCACUGACGUGGAGGGUACGGUCAAAAUGUGUUACUAUUGAUAAAAAAACUAGACUGUAAGAGAACCGCGUACUACUUUUACUAUAUAACUACUAUAUAAUUGGAAACUAAUACUACUACUUCUUUAGCAAACGAAACACGUUGUGACAGCAUAUUAGCGUUGUAGAAUUAAUAUCGUACGCGGACGGAAGCUCCGAGUGGAAAGGAGAGAAAAACAAAAACAAAGGCAAAAGGCGAAUGGCAGGAACACUCCCGGUGAACGAUUAGUGCAAAUUUUCGACCUAGCGAAACGUUUAAUACAAAGCAUUACUAAAAACUUACGCCAAAUUGAUUCGACGGACGUAUACUUGGAACGGUGAUAUAUGUGGUUUAUAUAUUUUUUGUAGUUUUGUUUUGUUUUUUUGUUUGUUUUUCGGUAGCGUUCUUAAAAUUUGAUGUACGGUUUCCCAGAACGAAGAAAAGGGGGCGGAAAAUGUCAUAGAAAAAAUUAGUUAAAUUGAUGCUGCUAUUUUCGUAUCAAAAUUCUUCGAAUAAACGGUUAUGCUUUGUGAAAGUGUUUUUCGUUAUCCCAAAAGGUAAACUUAAGAAAAAAAACGUUCGUUUGGGAAUCGUACCUUUGCAACUACAACUAAACAUUAACUCAAUCGUAACAAAGUGGUAAACAAAAAAGGCUGUAAUACUGGCACAAUUCUUGGCGGAACUGUGCCGAACUCCUUACCUGUGCGUUUGUGCAACGCAAGUGUGUGCAAGAAAGUGCAAAACCGAUGAAACCAAUUCACUGUGAGGCAACUAAACCGGCGGAUUAUGGCGCGGAAACGCGGGGAAGCACAAGCUCAACUCGAGAAUCCUUCGGUGGUGACAAACUCGUACUCGAGUCUCAAAACACAAGGCUCGUCACACGUCACUGGUAGCUGCAUUAUUGGCCGACGGCACUCUCUUUACUAUCCAUACCGUAUUUUCUUACAAAAGUCUGAAAUUGGGUGAUCCAAUGCUUGCGCAAAUUUUGCGAUAGUUUUGAUAUUGAAUAUUAUGGUAGUGGCUGGCUGGCCGAGAGUAUUGCAAAUGGAACAAACACAGACAAAACUAAUGAACGAUCAAAUAAGAGAACAAUUAAAAUAGGGAUUUGUUUUGUGACUUAGAUACACUAACGAAACCGUUCGUAGGGAAAGUGAUUGUAUACAAUUCCUUUGAACUAGGUCCGUUUCUUAUGUCGUGUGUCGGGCACAUGGUGUGUCGCGAUUCUUCACACUUUGGCUCAAACGGUAGGAAAAGAAAAAGAUAUAUAGGAAAUAUAAUAAAAUAAACCAUG